GAAAUGGGUUAUAAUAAUUGAAAUUUAGGAGUAAGGGAAAAUGGAGAAAAGUGAUCUAGAAGAAGAGCUUAUUAGGACGGAGGAAGGGAGAGAGGUGUUUAGUAGUUCUAUCAAUAACGAAGAAGGUUUCAUCCCAGCUCAAGAACUCAGUAAAGAAGAAACUAAAGAUGAGUUCAUCGACAUGGACAUCCCAGCGAGGAAGAGGAAGGAAACAAUCGUCAUUAGAAGAGAUCAAUGGAGAGAUAUCAGGAUUAACACAGAGCUUGGGUUCCGGGACCAAAGACAUGGAGGUUUCAGAGGGAAUAAGAUCAAGACUUCCAAGUAUACAAUCCUGAACUUCUUACCCAAGAAUUUAUUUAUCCAGUUUACAAAAUCAGCGAACGUGUACUUUUUGAUAAUGGUUGUACUCCAGUGUAUCCCAGCAGUGACGAUUACGCAGGGCCAGCCGACUAUUCUAGUGCCACUUGGAUUUGUGACCUUAGUCUCGAUGGUAAAGGAUAUAAUCGAAGACUACAAAAGAUAUUCAUCAGAUACAAUGGAGAACAAUAGAAAAGUGCUGGUCAUCCCCCAGGGACCUCAGAUAGAAGAAGCAACAGAAAGAGAGGGUGAAGAUCUGUUCAAGGACAUCCAAUGGAGAUCUGUUAGCGUCGGUCAAAUCUGCAAAAUCAAAUGUGAUGAGUACUUCCCCGCAGAUAUGAUCCUUCUCAACUCAGAUGACCCCCAGGGUAUUUGCUAUGUAGAGACCAAGAAUCUAGAUGGAGAGACUAAUAUGAAGCACAAGGUUGCUAAUAAGAAGGUCUUGCAAAGAAUCAAGCAAGAGAAAGAUCUUGAAAAUUUUAUUGCAGAUAUUUCAUGUCAACCUCCGAAUGAAUUUUUGUAUAAAUUUGAAGGGAAGAUAAACUUUAGCCCUAAUGAUUCAGAAUUAAGUAAUACAGGAAGAAGAUCUAACAAAGAGAGUGCUCCUCUAGAUGCUAACCAAAUGCUUCUCAGAGGGAGUAGUCUCAGAAAUACUGAAUAUGUUUACGGAGUUGUAGUAUACACUGGUCAUGAGAGUAAAAUUAUGAAAAAUUCACCAGAAAGUAGAUACAAGACUUCAAAAAUGGAGCAGUUGACAAACAAGUUUAUUAUCUAUACUUUCAUUUUCCAAAUUGUCAUCUGAUUAUUCGCAUCCAUCUACUCAACCAUCUGGACAAGUGUGUUCAGGGAAGAAACAGAACAGUACCUCAAAUGGAGUCUUGACACAGGAGUAAUUGCCAACAAUGUAUUUGUCAACUUCUUGGUAACAUUUGCGUCAUGGCUGCUGAUUUUUUGAGAUUUUGUCCCAAUAUCUUUGCUAGUCACUUUGGAAAUUGUAAAAUUUAUUCAAGCACAGUUUAUUAAUUGGGAUCAUACUAUAUAUGAUGAGACCAAAGAUAUGGCAACUAAGGCACAAUCUUCAAAUCUAAAUGAAGAGCUUGGGCAAGUUGAGUACAUCUUCUCUGAUAAAACAGGAACUCUCACACAGAAUGUAAUGGAAUUUAAAAAGAUGGUAAUCGGUCCUGUUUCUUACGGAAAAAGUGAAUCGGAGAUCCCCUCACCAGAAGAGGGUAAGAAAGAAGAAGACAAAAAUGAGGAAGAUGAUUUUAUAGAAGAUCUCUCAGAGCCUCAAAAGACAAACCCAGAUAUUACAAAUGUCAAUUUCUAUGAUCCAAAAUUUUACGAAGACUAUAGAAACCCUCAUUGCCAAAAUCUCUCGAUGAUAAAAAGAUUCUUGUUACAUCUAGCAUUAUGUCAUACAGUGAUUAUUGAGAAGAAGGAAAGUAACGGGGAAACAAAGAUGAUCUAUAACGCAAGCUCUCCCGAUGAACUGGCUCUGGUCAAUGCAGCUAGAUAUUUUGGAUACUUCUUCAAGGAAAGAGACUCUGAAAACAACAUCUGCCUUGAGAUGGAAGAUGGUUCCAUUGAACAAUACAAACUACUAAAUGUGAUAGAGUUUGACAGUACAAGGAAAAGAAUGUCUGUGAUCAUCAGGAUACCAAGCGGCGAAAUAAAAGUCCUUUGCAAAGGUGCAGAUUCAAUCAUCGAGCAAAGACUUCGAGACCAGAUAAAUAUGCCAGAGACGACUAAAUAUCUUGAAAAUUAUGCAAGCGAGGGUCUCCGAACCCUCCUCCUUGCUGAGAAGACUAUUGAUGAGGAGGAAUACAAAGAAUGGAACAAGAAGUAUGAAGAAGCUUGCAUUUCUACUUCUAACAGAGAGGAAAAUAUAGCUAAAAUCGCUGAGAAAAUUGAGUGGGAAUUUGAGCUUGUUGGAGCAACUGCUAUCGAGGAUAAACUCCAAGACGAGGUGGCAGAUACUAUCAAUAUCCUUAAAGAAGCAGGUAUCAAGAUAUGGGUACUCACCGGAGACAAGAUAGAAACUGCUAUAAAUAUCGGAUAUUCUUGUAAAGUCCUUAGUAAUGACAUGGAUCAAUACAUUAUUGAUAAUACAAAAACUAGUGAUAUCUCAGAUAGAUUAAUAGAAGUCCAGAAUGAGUUUGAGCAAAGUGAAGCCAGAAAUCAUGGCUUAAUCGUUGCAGGAGACUCCUUACUAAAAAUCACCAGCAGCUCUGACCUCUGAGAGCCAUUUAAGGAGCUAGCUGACAAAAUGAAGGUAGUGAUUGCAUGUAGAGUCUCUCCAAAGCAGAAAGCAGAGAUUGUUCAACUUGUGAAAGACCAAUAUCCUCAAAAAACAACACUCAGCAUUGGAGAUGGAGCUAAUGAUGUCAAUAUGAUAACUACUGCUGAUAUUGGGGUAGGAAUUAGCGGGUUAGAAGGACAGCAAGCAGCUAGGGCAAGUGAUUAUGCUAUUGGUCAAUUUAAAUACUUGAAAACCCUCCUUCUUGUCCAUGGAAGAGAAUGAAACAGAAGAAAUGCUUACGUAGUCGGAUACAUGUUCUACAAAAAUAUGCUCUUUGUAUUGUGCAUCUUCUGGUUUGGAAUAGUCAGCGCAUUCUCAGGAAUGAGUAUUUAUGAACAAUGGCUAUAUCUUUUCUUUAACGUAGUUUUCACUGCAUUCCCAAUCAUGUGGUUUGCAGUCUUUGAUUAUGAAUAUACCAAGAAAGAACUUGCAGAAGAUCCAAAAUAUUAUAUCUAUAUUGUUAAAAAGUCAAUUUCGCUUGGUAAAUUCCUUAGAUGGAUCUUCUUUGCUGUGUGGCAAUCAAUGAUAUUCUGAGUGCUCGCAUUCAUCCCAUUUGAAAAACAAGGAGGUACUCUGUGGAUGGAAGGAAACUUUGUAUAUCUAGGUGUCGUGAUGAUAGUCAACAUCAAAAUUUUGACAGACACUAGUAACCACACAAUAAUCUCAAUCUUACUGUUCUUAAUGUCAAUACUUUUGUUCCUCCUGGGAACUGUUGCUAUUAACUUCUUUACUUUCAGUGACCUGUAUGGUGUUUUAGAAAAUACGCUCACUUCAAUAGAAUUCUACAUGAUUUUGAUCCUCUUCAUGCUGGCUAUUGCUCAGAUCGAUAUCGGUGUCAACUAUGUCAAUAGAGAGAUUAGACUUAGAUUCAUAGGAUUCGUGCAAAGAGUUCAAUCAAGAUUUUACAGAAGAAAGACAGUCGACGAACAAAAUAUCCGUAAAACAACGAAAAUCCAUACUGGUUUUGCCUUCUCUCAAGAUCCAGGUAAUGCACCACAAGUGGUGGAUAAGGUGACUAAGAAAUAUCCAGAUGCUCCCCAUUUCUCGAAUGCAGAGCCUGAAGAAUACUACAAUUUGCAUAAUGAGGCUGAAUAGCCAUUAUCUUAUUUCAAUCUUGA
Messenger RNA from Moneuplotes crassus, 3774 nucleotides. The record is from the annotation of a GenBank genome assembly. NCBI's taxonomy places the organism in Eukaryota, Ciliophora, Spirotrichea, Euplotida, Euplotidae.